AUGUACCCGCAACACGGCCGUCACGUCUCGUACCAGGUCCAACCCGCCUUCUCUCUCGAGAAGGCGCUCAUGAUGAGAACGCACUCGACCCCGCAGGCCCAGCUGCUGCGUAUGCAAGCUGCCCAGGUCGUCAACACUCGCCCGACCAAGCACAGCCAGCACAGGUCUACCCUCUCGCAGGGUGGCAAACCCUUCAAGGUCGAGAUCAUCGGCCCCUUCAAGACACAGGUGCACAACCUGUCCAGCAGCGAGUACUCUGGCAGCACCGAGAGCUCGCCCGAGCAGCAUGUGUCGCCCUCGGCAUCCCUCCUUGCCGCUCACCGCAACGCGCAGAUCAAGCCUCCCAGCCUUUCCCCCAAGACGCCCACUCGCAAGGGUCCAGUCUCUACAGCCCACCUCCUCGAGUCGCCGGCCAAUGACACCGACUGGGUCGCCUACUCUGCCCCCAUUCCCGAGCUGGAUGAGGUCAACUCUGACAUCGGAGAUCACAGUUUUGAGAGCUUUGACAGCGAGUCCAUUGCAAGCCGUUCCUCCACCCCCGACACCAUGAUUGAGCGCACGCUGGACACCGCCUCUGGGUCAGCUUCCUCGUCGACGACCGAGUGUGAUGAUGAGCAGCUUGUAGAGACGAAGCGUCUGCUCGUUCAGAGCACGGUCGAGACCCCGGAGCUCACGCCUGCCGCUUCGCCGGCUCCCACCCUGGUCCCUCUUCCGAUCCCUUUCUCUCCCGAGAGCAAGAAGGUGGUCGAGAUCGCCCUUCAGCCUGCGACAGCUCCUCCUCCCGCGUUCAACUGCGACGCUUGCGGCAGUGAGCACGCUCGCAUGAUGCUGUUCCAGCCCUGUGGCGACCUCGCCUGUCCCUCGUGCUUCUCGUCCAGUCUCGCUGCGGUGUCUGUCACGCAGUCGGCUGCCAAGUGCCCUUGCUGUCUGACUGAGGUGAGCUCGUUCGACGCGUACAACCCCAAGGAUCACGUCCCUCUGCGCCGCGUCGCUCGUCCUGCCAAGGUUCAGCAGGAGCUUGAGCCUGUGUACUGGUCGUUUGAGAACAGUCACAAGACUGUCGUCAUGCGCAUCGACAAUGUCGCGUGGGACAUUGAGCCCCACCUCGUCGAGAGCUGGCUGCCCAAGAACACGCUCCCCAUCGGCCACCCUUGCCCCGUCCACAUUUGCAUCAACCGCAAAGAUGGUCGCACCAAGGACUACCUCUACUUUGAGGCUGCGUCCCAGGAUGCCGCUCGCCGCGUUCUGCAGAAGUGCCAGAACACCUUCAUGCCUGGCGGUCGUGUCACCUCUGGCCGCAAGCGCCCCGUCACCGUGUCCCAGGUCUCCCACUCUGAGCUUCUGCGCGAAGUCUCUCCGACCACCAAGGCUGAGCUCACCUCGCUUCUCGAGCUCUGCGAGGCUGCGCUCUCGACUCCUCCUCCCAAGCUCCGCGUUGACUCGUCCGGUCGUGGUCGCCUGCACGCCUCCGUCGGCGCCAAUGGCAAGGUCCACUAUCUCAAGUACCGUCACGCCCCUUUCCACUCGCUCAUGUCCCUCAUGUGCGAACUCCGUGGUGACCCCGACUCGCCGGCGUACUGGGACUUGUUCCACAUUGCCUCGGGUGCCAUUGCCGCGCUUGCAUCGGCGAUUCGCGUUCGCCUGCACCAUCCCGAGGACCACACUCUCAUGAAGCACUUCAAGUUGCUGUUCCAGGAAUCUGACUUGGAAGGCAAGAAGCUAACGCCAGUUCUCGACACCACCCGCGGCUGCCCCGCUCAGGGCAUGGACAUUGCCCUCCUCAAGCUCGAGGGAAGCGGCGUCAACGCCAAGACGACGCAGGUUGGCUCUGGAACGACCGACGCUGCCGGCCGCUGCGACACGCUCACCAAGGGCCCCUCGUCCAAGGGCGUGUACAAGCUCGUCUUUGGCACGGGCGACUACUUCAAGGCGCUCAAGAUGGACACCUUCUUCCCGCUCGUUGAGAUCUCCUUCAACCUCGCCGACGAGGACGAGGCGUACCACAUCCCGCUCCUCGUCUCGCCCUUCUCCUACACGUCGUACAAGGGCCAGCACGGCGGUGCCAAGAAGAAGGAGGCCAAGCUCUAA
Trichosporon asahii var. asahii CBS 2479 is the source of this 2088-nucleotide messenger RNA. RefSeq lists its product as uncharacterized. The coding region runs from base 1 to 2088 and encodes 695 amino acids. Gene Ontology annotation, biological process: purine nucleobase metabolic process. Gene Ontology annotation, molecular function: hydroxyisourate hydrolase activity. Lineage: Eukaryota; Fungi; Basidiomycota; Tremellomycetes; Trichosporonales; Trichosporonaceae. The transcript is spliced from 7 exons. The record is from RefSeq and is a predicted model, not a curated record.